Molecule: messenger RNA, 3183 nt
Organism: Pseudogymnoascus destructans
Lineage: Eukaryota; Fungi; Ascomycota; Leotiomycetes; Thelebolales; Thelebolaceae
Exons: 2
Coding region: 75-2972 (965 amino acids)
Biological process (GO): cytoplasmic microtubule organization; microtubule nucleation; spindle assembly
Cellular component (GO): equatorial microtubule organizing center; centrosome; gamma-tubulin complex
Molecular function (GO): microtubule minus-end binding; gamma-tubulin binding
Source: RefSeq, a predicted model, not a curated record
CUGCUGCAUCACUUGUCGUGACGAGACGCGUCCACCGAAUGAAAGUGAAGCAUUAGAGUCAACAUAAAUACAAAAUGAAGGACGGCGACGAUCCGGGGAACGCCUUUGCGAUCCCAGAUCUAUGGGCAUCGUCGAAAUAUUUUCCAGAGUCCGGGGACUCGUACAGUUUCCUGUUCUCGCAACUUAAAGUCGACGAUAUCAGUGAGAAACUACCGGAACAGAGCCUCAGCCAUGGAGGAGGCAACUUCUUUGCCUUAGCCGAUUUUCCCUUCGAAAACCCAGAGCCUUCAAUCAUCUCCACCAGCACGCCGCCGCCUUUGAGUGAAAGGGGCGAGGAAAUAAACAAUGAAGCCGAUGACGGAUAUGUUGAUAUAUGGUCCUUUGCGCCCGAGGAGGAGCUGAAGAGCGCAAAUUAUCUCACAUGGGACGCAUUUGACGAGCAAAGGGAGGAGGCACCACAAACUUGCUACGUCUCGGAAGGAGGACCGCAACUAUUCGACGCCGCAGUCGCCGACGACACAAGCCCCCUCCAAAUCGACAACCAAGAUGCAGUUGUUGUCAGCGGUUCGACAUACGCAUCGUCGCUACUGGCAUUAGGCCUGGGCAGGGACUCAGUGCUAUUUACUUGGAACGAAGAGACAAAAGAGUUUGAAUGCACACUGAAAUCCGUCCGUACAUCCGGCUGCAGCACCGAGCUCACCCACGACGUCACAGCGCUCUUCCUCCGCUGCGGCAAUACCACCAAAGCCCUGCGCUCCUUCACCGACAAAGCCUACCUCAAACACCGCUCACCCGGCCGCAUCGCCCUGGCCGACGCCAUAGGAACCGUCCUCUCAACCCUCCAAUCGCACCUCAACAUCCCCGCCUCCUCCCUCCAAAGCAUCCUCAAACUACAAUCCCUCUUCCGGCCCGUCUCCCACCUCCUCACCAUCUUCCACGAGCUAAUCGUCGCCGCUGGAUCCGCCCAGAAUGACGAAGUAAUGCUCUCCAACCUCCUUCAAUUCAUUGAACAGACCGAGCACAGGACAGACUCCACACAGACUAUCCUCCUCGAAGUGCUUUCCCGCGUCUCCCGCCCGUUCUUAGACUUUGCGGGGGAAUGGCUCGGUAUCCAGCGCGAGACAGGUAUGCCCCUCGUCAAGGGGAGCGUGGGGAAGAGCUUUGUGAAGGCGGAGGAUAGGCUCUGGAUCGAUGAGCAGGGGAUGGAGAUCCGGACUCCUGACUUCGUGCUUGAUGAGGCGAGGGUCCCGUCGUUUAUGCCGGAGGGGGAUAUGCAGAUCUUAUUCGAGGCGGGGAGGAGUCUGAGAUUGUUGAGGGAGCAUCAGCCUGAACAUCCGUUGGCGAGGGGGGAUUUCGUCACCACCGCCGCUGCGAAGCCGGUGUUGGAGUGGGAGUUCUCGUGGCGGAAUAUCGAGGCGAUUGGGGAGAGGGCUAGGCAGUAUGAAAAGGACCUCACUGCUGCGAUAGAGAAAUACUCGACAUCUGGCACUACGACCUCGCCGCCAUGCCUCGCACCACCAGCAGAGGAAAAGGAAGAACUCAACCUCUUCGGCAAACCCGCUGAGGAAAUGCAAGCCCACCUCCUCGCCUCCCUCAACACCCUAACCACCCCACCUCUCACCCCGACUUCAACCCUCACCAACCUCCUCACAACCCACCUCACCACCGCUCCCACCUCAUCAAUUUCCGCCCUCACACCCCUCCCCCUCCCCCUCCCCCUAACCCCCCACCUCUCGCUCUCUCCCCUCCUAACCCCCCUCUCCACCCACCUCUCCCACGCCACCCUCUCCCUCCUCCUCCGCUCCAACCUCUCUACCCACCUCUCCCUGCACCGCUCCUUCUCCCUCCUCGGCUCUGGGGUAUUCGCGUCCCGUCUCGCGCACGCGCUGUUCGAUCCCGAUCUGGGGACUGCGGAGAGGCAGCGCGGGGUGGUGAGGGAGGGGGUUAUGGGGUUACGUCUCGGCGGGAGGGGAAGGUGGGGAGGGGGGUGCGGGGGGGAGGCGAGUUGGCCACCAGGUGGUUCAGAGUUACGCCUCGUUCUCUCCGGUGUCCUGAGCGAAAGUUACGCCGCCACUACGCCCCGCGCGCCUUCAAGGCCAUCUACAUCCUCCUCCUCACCAGCAUUUGAGAUAGGUGGAAGGGUGGGGACGUACACCGCACCGACUAUGCUACCAGGCGACCUCUCCUUCGGCGUCCGCCACAUGACCUCCGCCGAGAUCGGAGCCUGUCUCGACCCCUCCUCGCUCUCCGCCCUCGAUUUCCUGAGGUUAGUCUACAAACCCCCCGCCCCGCUGGAUGCGGUUAUCACGCCGGAGAGUUUGCACAUGUAUGACCGUGCCUUCGGCGCUCUAUUGCGGUGUUUGAGGGUUCGGUUUGUGAUGGGGGAGUUGUUUCGUGCUUCCAAAACCUGGAAGGGGAGGAGCGGGAGGUGUGCGGCGAGGUUUAGGAACGAAGCGCAACAUGUUGUCAACGCGAUCUGCUCGCACUUCGAAUCUGGCGUUACGGCGGCGUGGGGGGUGAUGGAGGCGAAGAUGAGGGAGGUUGAGGAGUGUCUUCAGCCUGGUGGCGUUGGGCUCGCGGCUGGGGAGGGGGUGGAGGGACUACGUCGAUACCACGAACGCGUACUAGAGCGUAUGAUGGGUGUUCUCUUCCUUAGGGGUAGACAAUCAGUGGUGAGAGGCGUGUUGGAGGGGGUUCUUGGGUGUGUUUUGGGGUUUGGGGGGUGGGCUGCUGGUGCGAGCCGUGCUGGUGAUGAGGGGAAUGGGGUAGGAGACCUCUACAAACUCUUUAGGAGUAAAGUCAAGGUGUUCAUAGGCAUUUGUCGCGGGAUGGAAGAGAAGAGAGGAGUUUUGAGAGGAGAGGGGGGUGGAUAUGGAGAGGGAGGAGGAUUGUUUGACCUCGAGGAGGUGGGGAGGGAGGAUGUGGUGGGGGGGUUGCUGGGGAGGUUGGAGGGGUCGGGGUAUUAUAGUUAGGUUGGAGAUGUGUGGUGGGUGCGAGUCUGGAUCAUUAUCUGUGUGAAGACACAUCUUCACCCACCUCCACCUCCUUCCUAUCCACAAAGAAAGGAGACAAGUAGUAGUCAACACUACCCACAUGAUACACAUGGACAAUGCACUUCCCCCUCUGGCAAGCACGAUGCGUUUGGAAGACGGUGUCGCCUUUCUGUCCCACGUCACAAACAGC